CUUGCACAAUCAAUCAAUCUUCUAUAAAUUUACUUAACACGCCUUCAUAAUUCUCAUACUAUAUAUACUCCAUACCAUUCCAUCAAUUGUUUCAUCCAAUAUUGCCAACACAAAUAUUACAUCGUCUUCAUAACCAUAUUCAUUCCUGUAUUUUCGUUAAUCUAUUAGAGUAUAUAUUACUUUGUUAUAAUUCAACUUCACUUUGUAUAGUUCAAAUUGUAUUAACUUAUUCCAGUUUUAGGGUUUCUUUGUUGUGAAGAAUAUACAAUUAACAUGAGGAGGGACAUGAUGGAAUUUGAGCGUGUUCUUACUUACUUUGAUGAAGACGGUGACGGAAAGAUUUCGCUGACAGAGUUAAGGAGUCGAAUGACGAAGAUUAGUGGAGAUUUUCAAUUGAAUGAAGCGGAAAUUGCAAUUGAGUCAUUGGAUUCGGAUGGUGAUGGCUUAUUGAGUUUGGAGGAUUUGAUAACGUUUAUGGAAUCAGUGAGCGAGGAUGAAAAAUUGAAGGAUUUGAAAGAAGCAUUUGAAAUGUAUGAUAAUGAAGGGCGUGGAUUCAUCACACCAAAGAGUUUGAAGAGGAUGUUGAAAAAAUUGGGAGAUUCAAAGUCUAUUGAUGAAUGUAAAUUGAUGAUUGGAAGGUUUGAUUUGAAUGGGGAUGGAGUGCUUAAUUUUGAAGAAUUCAGAAUUAUGAUGGAGUGAAUGGUGAUGCUUGUAUCUUUCUUUGGCCCUAGGCUAUCCGGUUUCAUUAAUUAUUUUGUAAUAUAUCAUGCAUAAUUACUUUUAUGCGACUAAUCUGUAUAUUUAUAUAGAUGAUUUUUUUUGUAACGAAAAAUUAUAUUUGGAUAUAUAAAUUCUUGUGGCAAAUACAAGAUCGGAAAAAUACUUAAAUAGACACAAUCAUAACACC
Molecule: messenger RNA, 907 nt
Organism: Vicia villosa (hairy vetch)
Lineage: Eukaryota; Viridiplantae; Streptophyta; Magnoliopsida; Fabales; Fabaceae
Product: putative calcium-binding protein CML19
Exons: 1
Coding region: 274-699 (141 amino acids)
Molecular function (GO): enzyme regulator activity; calcium ion binding
Source: RefSeq, a predicted model, not a curated record